UAGGAGAGAGAGACUGAGGAAUUUAAUCUGUGGGAGGUAGGAGAGAGAGACCGAGGAAUUGAAUCUGUGGGAGGUAGGAGAGAGAGACCGAGGAAUUGAAUCUGUGGGAGGUAGUGUAGUGUAAUUACGGAGUGUAUAGCAGACCUGCUCCACUCCGUACCAAACCUGCCACAUCACUAUGGACACAAUGGAAUAUAAGACACAUUUAACCGUUUUUACCCUCUUCUGUGUCCUGUCGAUAUGCUGGUGUGCCCCUCAACGGUUCUGCCAGCCUGGAGAAGACAGUUCGGGAAGAUGCAACAACGGUCCUGAUGAAGAAAAACCAGCAGUGUGUUCAGAGAUUAACCUGGGUUACUGCAACGACCUGGACUACUCCAGGACCAUCUUCCCUAACAUCCUAGGUCAGCAGUCUCGUCACGAGGUGGAGUCUGGAGCUGAGUACCUCCUCCUCUCUGUGAUCCACGGUCUCCUCAACGGGGAGUGUUCCCCCGACAUCCGUCUGCUGGGGUGCUCCGUACUCGCCCCGCGCUGCCAAGACCUACCCAGCCCCGCACCUGUCAAGUCAUGCCGCAGUGCAUGUGAGGCGGUGAAGAAGGGGUGUGGCCACGCGUUCGAGGGCAUCGACAUGGCGUGGCCUUACUUCCUAGACUGUGACCGAUUCUUCGCCGGCGAACAGGAAGGCUGUCACGACCCGUUGGCCCCGUUAAGAGCCAGACAUGAAGUGGCUUUCUCCAACCUGUCUCCAGACGAACCCUCCACCAUCAUUCAGUUCACGUACCACUCCAACGCCCAGAUGUACAGCGUUCUGAAGAGGACUGCUGCCAAGUGCUCUCACAUCUCCCGCACCUACAGUAUCGGACGCAGCACAGAGGGGAAAGACCUCCUGGCCAUAGAGUUCACAGACAACCCCGGAGGGCAUGAACUAUUGGAACCGGAGAUCAAGCUGGUUGGCAACAUGCAUGGCAACGAGGUCCUGGGUCGUCAGUUGCUGCUCUACCUGGCCCAGUACCUGUGUUCCGAGUAUCUCCUUGGCAACCAGCGUAUCCAGACGCUCGUAAACACCACGCGCAUCCACAUCCUGGCAUCCAUGAACCCCGACGGUUACGAGCUGGCGGCCGCCGAGGUAGAGGAUAGCAACGACCCGGAACAACAACCACACCACAACCAGGAAGGUCACGAGUUCAACGGUUGGACGGUAGGUCGCACCAACGCUCAGAACCUCGACUUGAACCGGAACUUUCCUGACCUUACGUCUAUCCUCUACCGGAAUCGCAGGAUGAAACGGUUCCGCACAGACCACAUCCCCAUCCCAGACUCUUACUGGUUUGGUAAGGUAGCUUCAGAGACCUAUGCAGUGAUGAAGUGGAUAAGGUCUGUGCCGUUUGUCCAGUCUGCGAGCCUCCAUGGCGGAGAGCUGGUGAUCUCUUAUCCCUUUGACUUCUCUAGACACCUCCAUGAAGAGAGGAUGUUCUCCCCUACACCUGAUGAACAGGCAUUUAAGCAGCUGGCCCGGACAUACGCAGACUCUCACGCCAGCAUGGCCGACAACAACACGGAGAGGUGUGGAGCGUCCUUCAUCCGAAGUGGAGGCAUCAUCAACGGAGCUCUGUGGUACAGCUUCCCAGGGGGCAUGUCAGACUUUAACUACCUCCACACUAACUGUCUGGAGAUUACAGUGGAGCUGGGCUGUGACAAGUUCCCUUCUGAAGAGGAGCUCUACCCAGAGUGGCUCAGGAACAAGGAGGCCCUGCUCAGUUUCAUGGAGUCGGUCCACAGAGGUAUUAAGGGAGUGGUGAAGGAUGAAGAGGGCUAUGGAAUAAAGGGAGCAUCCAUAUCUGUCAGGGGAAUUCGUAAAGAUGUCACCACAGCGGAGGAAGGUGAUUACUGGAGGUUAAUGAACUCAGGAACACACAUCAUAACAGCAUCAGCUAAAGGUUACUCCAGAGUCAGCAAGAGAAUUUACCUGCCUGCUCACAUGGAAAAAGCUGGCCGGGUCAACUUCGUGCUCAAAAAGGUCCCUGUUCAGCCAGUAGGACCAGACUACCACAUGUUCCUCAGCUCCUCCCUGGACACUUAUGACCGCUUCGACCCUUACAACCACUUCCAGAGCUACAGCCGCUCCGAGCCGGGAGAACCGAGGGAACCCAGGGAACCCAGGGAACCGGGGAUGGGAGGAGAACCGGGGAUGGGAGGAGAGGGACAGGAGAAACCGUGGUGGUGGAACUACUUUACUCAGGCAGGAGUCUCUGCUCCCACCUGGCUGCUACGGAACUUCUAGAAGAAUGGACUGGAUAAUGACUGAAACGGCACACUAUUCCCUAUUCCCUUAUUCCCUAUUCCCUUAUUCCCUCACACUAUUCCCUUAUUUGGUGCACUACAUUUGACCAAAGCCCAAGUGCAUUGUGGGGCGGCAGGGUAGCCUAGUGGUUAGAGCGUUGGACGAGUAACCAAAAGGUUGCAAGUUCAAAUCCCCGAGCUGACAAGGUACAGAUCUGUCGUUCUGCCCCUGAACAACCUACUGUUCCUAGGCCGUCAUUGAAAAUAAGAAUUUGUUCUUAAACUCACUUGCCUAGUUAGGUAAAAUAAAAAUUAUUUGUAGUUUGCAUCCCAAAUGGCACCCUAUUCCCUAUAUAGUGCACCCUAUUCCCUAUAUAGUACACCCUAUUCCCUAUAUAGUGCACCCUAUUCCCUAUAUAGUGCACCCUAUUCCCUAUAUAGUGCACCCUAUUCCCUAUAUAGUGCACCCUAUUCCCUAUAUAGUGCACCCUAUUCCCUAUAUAGUGCACCCUAUUCCCUAUAUAGUGCACCCUAUUCCCUAUAUAGUGCACCCUAUUCCCUAUAUAGUGCACCCUAUUCCCUAUAUAGUGCACCGUAUUCCCUAUAUAGUGCACCCUAUUCCCUAUAUAGUACACCCUAUUCCCUAUAUAGUACUCCCUAUUCCCUAUAUAGUACUCCCUAUUCCCUAUAUAGUCAAAAGUAGUGCACUGUAAAGGGAAUGGGUGCUAUGUGGAAUGUCUCCUACAAGUAGAGGCAUGAAUUGAUUCUCAAUCUUUUUGGGGUUUCUGUCCCCAUCACAUGUAGCUCUGGCCGGAGUACCACCGACGUUCCCCUCAUGUUACCAGAAGGCCUUAUGUUCUGUUUAGGCUUCCUGUGUAGAUGGGCCAGGUACCCUGUCCACCAGGGGAACACCUACCGCCACUAUGGACAGGAAUCUGAUCAUGUGUUGUGUCCUGACUAGGAAUGAUUCUGGGCCCCCAUUAACAUAUUGGGUGUUCUAUUGUGUUUCAUUAAGACAUUCUGUCUUCCUCAGUGUUCUAUUGUGUUUCAUUAAGACAUUCUGUCUUCCUCAGUGUUCUAUUGUGUUUCAUUAAGACAUUCUGUCUUCCUCAGUGUUCUAUUGUGUUUCAUUAAGACAUUCUGUCUUCCUCAGUGUUCUAUUGUGUUCCAUUAAGACAUUCUAAUCACAACAUUCCUCCUCUGAGUUCUGUCUUCCUCAGGGUUCUAACAAUGCUUCUGUUUCAAUGUCUUUCUGUCACAAAAAGUGGACUUGUGGAUCUGACAGGUUGGGACACACACACACACACACACACACACACAUACAUACCCUAACACACACACACACACGCACACACACACAAACACACACACACAAACCCUAGCACGCUAGCACACACAUUUGUCAUUUUAAAGGAUUGGGGGCAAAUUCUAAACACACAGGCAGCUUGUGAUGACUUACUGCCUUCAAGACUCAGCAUGUCUAAAGAUACUCCCCUCCUCCCUACUCUCCUCUCCCCCUCCUCUCCUCUCCCCUCUCUCCUCCCCCUACUCUCC
Messenger RNA from Oncorhynchus kisutch (coho salmon), 3831 nucleotides. Its product is annotated as carboxypeptidase Z. The coding region runs from base 179 to 2278 and encodes 699 amino acids. Gene Ontology annotation, molecular function: metallocarboxypeptidase activity; zinc ion binding; protein binding. The record is from RefSeq and is a predicted model, not a curated record. NCBI's taxonomy places the organism in Eukaryota, Metazoa, Chordata, Actinopteri, Salmoniformes, Salmonidae. Gene Ontology annotation, biological process: peptide metabolic process; protein processing. The transcript has 16 exons.